UUGGGAAGUAGCACGGAUUGCUCAUCCGAUCCGUGCAGCCGCAGAGAGUGUGUCAAGUUACAGAGGCGCCGGAAUCUGUCCCAGCGCUCCUCGGCAGCGGCCACGACCCACCUCUGCCCAUGGGGCCCUCCAUGUGCGCCCCUGCACCCGGGGACUGAAACUGGCUCUCCCGGGAGAGGCAAGACAUCCAGAAGGACCGACAGCGCGGCACCAGCUGGAGGACUCUGCAGACUCUUGAAGGGAAAGACAGGCAGGGGGCCGGCCAGAUUACCUUCACUUUCCUGGACUUGGAGCGUUCUUCCAAAUAACUUUUUUUUCCUCACUUUGGUGUACCCCGAUUACCGCUGGUUGUGAUUUUCGGCUUUCCGCCUCCUACUGCUAAUUUUUCCGUCCUCUUUGCCGGAAGCAAAGGAAAGGGACGUUUUCCAGCAGCACAAGCCCUUUCCCCCUGCCCCACAGUUUGGAUCGCGCCUUUCGGCAGCGGCUCUUACUUUUAUUUAUUCUAUUUAUUUAUUUAUUGGUUCUCAAGACGCGAAGGGAUGGUAGCGGAGCGAGCCCGCAAAGCGGCCACCGCGGCUGCCCGCGGCCCGGGAGAGCUGGGCGCGCCCGGGACAGUGGUGCUGGCGGCGGCGCGAGCUGAGCGCUGCGCGCGGCUGCCCAGCCCAGGUUCGUGCGGGUUGCUGGCGCUGACCCUCUGCUCGCUGGCCUUCAGCCUGCUCGCCCACUUUCGGACCGCGGAGCUGCAGGCCCGGGUGCUGCGCUUGGAAGCAGAGCGCGGGGAGCAGCAAAUGGAGACGGCUAUUUUGGGACGAGUCAACCAACUGCUGGACGAGAAAUGGAAGCUCCACUCACGGAGGCGCCGGGAGGCCCCGAAGAUGUCCCCAGCAUGUAACUGCCCGCCAGGACCUCCUGGCCCCACCGGAAGACCCGGGCUCCCAGGGGACAAAGGUGCCAUUGGGAUGCCUGGACGUGUGGGAGUGAAGGGCCAACCGGGCGAGAAGGGUGCCCCUGGAGACUCCGGGAUGUCCAUCAUCGGUCCCCGCGGCCCCCCAGGCCAGCCAGGCACGCGAGGCUUUCCUGGAUUCCCGGGUCCCAUCGGGCUGGACGGCAAGCCGGGCCAUCCCGGACCAAAAGGGGACACGGGCCUGGCGGGUCCCCGAGGACAGCCGGGACCCCCAGGGCAGAAAGGAGAAAAGGGUCAGUGUGGCGAGUACCCACACCGGCUGCUGCCUCUCCUCAAUUCCGUGCGCCUGGCUCCACCCCCCGUCAUAAAAAGGCGGACCUUCCAGGGCGAACAGGGCCAGGCUGGCAUCCAAGGCCCACCUGGGCCACCAGGCCCCCCUGGACCAAGUGGACCUCUGGGGCACCCAGGACUGCCAGGGCCCAUGGGGCCACCUGGCUUACCUGGGCCUCCUGGACCGAAGGGAGACCCGGGGAUCCAGGGCUACCACGGCCGGAAGGGAGAACGGGGUAUGCCAGGGAUGCCGGGCAAGCACGGAGCCAAGGGGGCUCCUGGGAUCGCCGUGGCCGGAAUGAAGGAGCCAAUCCAAAUGGGACCUGGAAGUGGAGCCCUUGAGAGAUCAGCCCAAGGAGGGCCAGGUAGGAGCGAGGAGAGCAAGGCCCUAAGACACUUCCCACCCCGUACUGUCUCCCCGCAGGGCGAGAAGGGGGCUGCCGGUUCCUCUGGGCUCCCCGGUCUUCUGGGACAGAAGGGAGAGAAAGGUGACGCUGGCAACUCUAUUGGAGGAGGCAGGGGUGAGCCCGGCCCCCCAGGGCUCCCUGGGCCCCCAGGGCCAAAGGGAGAAGUGGGUAUGGAUGGCCAGGCCGGCCCCCCUGGACGACAAGGAGACAAGGGGCAGCCCGGAGCCGCUGGAGAACAGGGACCAGCUGGCCCCAAGGGCUCCAAGGGCGAACCAGGGAAGGGAGAGAUGGUGGACUACAACGGAAACCUCAACGAGGCUCUCCAGGAGAUCCGAACACUGGCCCUGAUGGGGCCUCCUGGUCUACCUGGGCAAAUAGGCCCCCCCGGAGCUCCAGGGACCCCAGGCCAGAAGGGGGAGAUCGGACUGCCAGGCCCUCCAGGACACGAUGGAGAAAAGGGACCUCGAGGCAAACCAGGAGACAUGGGCCCCCCUGGCCCCCAAGGACCCCCAGGAAAGGAUGGGUCUCCAGGAAUGAAGGGAGAAAUCGGAUCCCCAGGGAGCCCAGGAGAGAAGGGGGAGAAAGGGGAGACGGGCCCGGCAGGCUCUCCGGGUCUAGACGGCCCAACUGGGGAGAAAGGAGAACCCGGUGGCCAAGGGAGGCCCGGAGCGACAGGAUUGCCUGGCCCCAUCGGGCUCCCGGGAUUUACAGGAGAGAAAGGAGAAGCUGGAGAGAAGGGUGACCCAGGAGCAGAGGUUCCUGGGCCACCAGGGCCAGAGGGACCUCCUGGGCCUCCGGGACUCCAAGGUGUUCCUGGACCAAAGGGAGAGGCAGGACUAGAUGGAGCCAAAGGAGAGAAGGGGGCCCAGGGAGAAAAAGGAGACCGAGGGCCUCUGGGCCUACCCGGUACCCCAGGACCAAUUGGAGUUCCAGGCCCAGCUGGACCAAAGGGCGAGAGGGGCAGCAAAGGAGACCCAGGGAUGACGGGACCAACGGGAGCAGCUGGGCUUCCUGGUUUACAUGGACCACCCGGGGACAAAGGGAACCGGGGACACCGAGGUUUUAAAGGAGAGAAAGGGGAGCCGGGGUUACCAGGGCUGGACGGACUGGAUGCCCCCUGCCCAUUGGUAUGGCACCACCCUCCCUUGCCCGCAUGGCCAAUUUGGGCUUCCCUCCGUGUGUGGUUUGUACCUGCGUGCCCCCACACUCCUGUUCCUUCCGCCCAGCUCCCACUUCCUGUGGGGUCUGUAGACACCCAGGGUCACCCUGCCUCUGCUGGGGUACCCGGCCAUGCUGCCCUCUUGCAUGCAAAGUUUGCUGGGGUGUUUUCUUGGCCUUCUGCAGCACAUCACCUUGUCUGGGCCAUCCUCCCACCCUUGAUGUAGGACAGGCGAGGCUGGACACCUAAGGAACGAUCAGGAAGCAGGUUUAUGGCUGUAGCGGUCCAGAGGAGGCUUGUGCCUAAAA
Molecule: messenger RNA, 3108 nt
Organism: Ictidomys tridecemlineatus (thirteen-lined ground squirrel)
Lineage: Eukaryota; Metazoa; Chordata; Mammalia; Rodentia; Sciuridae
Source: RefSeq, a predicted model, not a curated record